Messenger RNA from Brassica rapa (field mustard), 805 nucleotides. RefSeq lists its product as uncharacterized. The record is from RefSeq and is a predicted model, not a curated record. Gene Ontology annotation, biological process: mitochondrial respiratory chain complex I assembly. Lineage: Eukaryota; Viridiplantae; Streptophyta; Magnoliopsida; Brassicales; Brassicaceae. Gene Ontology annotation, cellular component: mitochondrial inner membrane.
GAGUUAAGUAACUAAACCGGGUUGGUUAAAUGCUUCGACGGCUACCAUCAGGAGGAAGACAGUAACCUGGUGGUUGGGAGGCUGAGAUUCGAUGGCGACGAGGCUGAAAUCGAUGACGACUUUGCCAAAACUAAUUCAAACCAUGAGAAACGAAGCUCCUAAGCAUUCCAAUCCAGUUUUGCCAUCGUUAAGACGAGCUUUCUCCCUCUACGACCAGAUCAAUCUCAUUGACAAUGUCCCCGAAGACCAGCUCCGCUUCCAAGAGUUUAAUGAGACGAGUUUCACGGUGAAUGGAGUCAAAUACGAAGGUAGCUUGCUCUGUGUCGGGAACUUGCUUAUGUCUUGGAGCCCUCGUCAAUUCUCCGACAUCACCCCUGAUAGUUUGUCUAUCUUCAAGACGAUUCGACCCAUUCCAGAGCUCUUAAUUGUUGGUUGUGGAAGAAACAUUCACCCUGUAACUCCCGAGCUCCGUCAGUUUGUCAAGUCUAUUGGCAUGAAGCUAGAAACCGUUGAUUCUAGAAACGCUGCAUCAACUUACAACAUUCUGAAUGAAGAAGGAAGGGUCGUUGCUGCUGCAUUGCUUCCUUAUGGAGUUACAUCUUAAGGAAUUAAAAAAAAGGCUAGCAGCUCUGAGUUCGGUCCUGUAGAUCUAUAGAUGAAUGUUGAGACUUCCUAUUGUGAAAAUAAACCGAAAUCAAACGGCUUUUUUUUUCUUGCUUCUCGAGCUUAAUAACAUUGUAACAAACACACAUGACCGGUUCUGAGAUUUAUGGAAAUUUGAAAUAGUUACAGUUUGUAACAAACA